Closterium sp. Naga37s-1 is the source of this 2640-nucleotide messenger RNA. NCBI's taxonomy places the organism in Eukaryota, Viridiplantae, Streptophyta, Zygnematophyceae, Desmidiales, Closteriaceae. The record is from the annotation of a GenBank genome assembly.
AUGGAGCCCAGCUGCAUGCAAGGCGACGCACACAAGCCCAACAGACGAGCUUCACCAGGGGUGGGCGGAACAGGGUUGAAGUGCCUUGACUCUGAUGCUGGCAGCAGCAAGGAACAGGAAGAUGAAGAAGAGGGAAUCGUGGUGAGUGUGAAACACUUGGUGCAGUCCGUUGGGGAGUUGGAAGAGCAGUUACAGGGGGUGGGUGCGAUGCACCGGGCACUUGAGAAGGAUUUGAGUGGACUGAGACAGUUGGAUGGGGCGAACGCAGGGGCAGCAGAGCGAGCGGGAGACGCUGUGCGAGCGACACGCUUGCCACAGUCCUUUCAGGAGGUGGACGAGCGGAUGGAGAAUAUUGAGAUGCUGCAGAGGGAUCCCCGUCCUGCAGUCCAGAUUGGCCCGAGUGAAGCAGAUCAACUCGAUAAGGAAAUCGGAGGAGGCGCAGAGAAAGCAAGAGCGGAGGAAAGUCCAGAAGUGCUACAGCUGCUAUCGCAUGCGGACAUGGUUCACUACUUGGACGUGACGAGUGGGUGGGAUGAGGAUCUGUGCGCGUGCUGCUUUGAGCGUGCUGUGAGCCAGCGAGCACGGCGAGCACUUGGCAUGAAGAACCUGGAGGACUUGCGUCGCCACCUGCGCAAGCAGCAGCCUCGUUCCAUCCCCGCAGCUACCCCGGAGCAGCAGCAGCACAACCAGGCCGCUUUUGAGUCCUCCGAAGGGACGUCGGUGCAGGAGCUACGGCGGGAGGGACACAGAAUAUACCCUCAGGCGCAGUGUGUGUCACAGCCAGGGAGGGCGCCUCGCCUCUGUGCGGAAGCCAUGCUGCUCGAGUGGAUGGCUGAGCCGCGUGUGGGCGUGCUCAUGGACCUGGGGAGGGCUCACUUGGUCUCGUAUUCGUCUGCCUGGCCAGAAAUUGUGGCUCAGCUGGGGGCGCGCAGGCAGAGGGAGGGGGACAAUUUCGCGUCUAUGCUGGUGCAGGUGCUGGGGGUGAAGGAGCGCGCUGAGUUGAAGGAAGGGUUUGGGUUAUUUGUGCAGCAUGUGCUGUCAGGCGGGCUGGAGAAGGCGCAUGCUGAGGGGAGGGGGGGAGCCGGGAGGGAGACUGCUGAGGAGGUGUAUGAGGAGGGGAGACAAGGAGAGAAAGUAGCAGGGAGCGAGAUAGAGAUUGAUAGUGUUGAUAGCAAGUGCGGGAGGGAUAGGAAGGACUUGAAGUGGAGGGAGCAUAUGAAGGGGCGUGUGUGGGAGAGGUAUGUGUAUGGCAUGGCUUCGAUUCUGGAGCAUGGAGGGGAGGAAGGGAAGGCAGCCACUGCAUGGCUUCGGCUCUACGGCUCAGAUUUCAUCUCCGCCAGGAGCUGCUUCAAGGACAGCCCGCAGGGCAAGGUCCUGCCCAUGCGCCACCCGCUUCGGGAUCUUCCGAGCCUGCUGGUCAGGUUCGGCGCUGUUCCCGAGCCUUUGGAUGGAAGCAGCCACCUUCCGGAGUGGGAGGAGUGGCCCGGGGGAGACGAAGCUGCUGUGAAGUUUCCUGACAACUCAAGUGGCAGAUGUUUUGGGCUGGGCACGGCGGAGGGCAGGCGGUGUCGCAGGAGCAGAGGGCACGCCGCAGCAGGAGCAGGCCCCAGCAAGGGUGUGUCGCUGGGGGUGGAAGCGCGUCCGAUGGUGCGGUGCAGGGGGGACGUGGAGGGCAUAGUGGACUUCGCCGCUGUGCUCUUCGUGCCACCCGCAUGCGCUCACUGCUGUCGCUGCAUCACCAUCUACACCUCGCACGUGCCCGUCAUUGCGUUCAUCGCCACCUACGCAUACCGCCCCGCUGCCGCCCUGGUGCACCGCUUCGCCUCUGUCUUCCCGCCGCACAUGCGCGAGUACCGCAACAUUUUUGAUGGCCUGCGGCUGCGUGCUCCGUAUGGCAGCGUGCGUGCGCUGCAGCAAGCGGUAGAGCAGGUGCCCAUCCUCUUCCUGCUCACCCUCGCCCUUCACCACUCCAAGGAUCUCCUGCCGCAAUGUGCGGCUGAUGGGGAGCAGAGUUCAGAGGCUGGUGGGGGCAGCAAUGGGGCGAAAGACAAGGCGGGCAGGAGGAGGGCGGGGAAACGCAAUAGUGGAGAAGGAGGAGAGGGCGGAGAGAGUGGGAGGGGCGAAGGUGAUUGCGGGGAUGUGUGGGAGGAGGUGCAGUCGUGGUUCGAGGUGGCAAUGCUGCCGGCUGCUGGUCCGGAGGCUGGCAGGUCUGCGUGCAGGGGCAGCGAGGCAAGGGAGUAUGGUACGCCCGCGCACGCAGAGAGGGUGAUGCAGGCGUCCGAGUGGUCUGCCGUGCCGCGGUUCUGUGAGGACAUGACGCACGUGGCCGGGCCUGUCCUUGCCCGUGCUAGUAUGUGCAGCAAGCGCAAGGGCAAGAAGGGGGAGGAGGCGGCCUACCUGAAGCCGUGGCCCGGGGGAGCGGAGGGUGGUGGUGUGAAGCUGAGGAGGUGCAGUGGGUGUGGCAAGGUGGCGUAUUGCAGCAGAGAGUGCCAAAAGGCGCACUGGCCCUCCCACAAGCUCACAUGCCCUGGCAGGGCCAGCGGCAAGAAGGGUGGGAAGGUGAGUGGAAGGGUGAGUGGCAAGGCGAGUGGCUGGAGGGAGAUACUGGAUGCAGCAGAGAGGUUUGCAUUCUUCUCUUGA